Messenger RNA from Sorex fumeus (smoky shrew), 972 nucleotides. Its product is annotated as GPN-loop GTPase 3-like. NCBI's taxonomy places the organism in Eukaryota, Metazoa, Chordata, Mammalia, Eulipotyphla, Soricidae. The coding region runs from base 1 to 972 and encodes 323 amino acids. Gene Ontology annotation, molecular function: GTPase activity. The transcript is spliced from 8 exons. The record is from RefSeq and is a predicted model, not a curated record.
AUGCUAGGUCCUCUGGGAACUGGUCCAAUGUUGCCACAGCAGGUGGCCGUGCAGCUGGUACUGGAGAGAUCAUUGACGGCGCUGUCCUUCGACACGGAGCCAAUGAACCAAGUAAUGAGUAUGGGGGCAGUUGGGGAGGCUGCAGAAUGUCUGGUUGCAUCACAAAGAGAGGUCGGUGAUGUCACCGAGCGCAUCACAAGCACCUACUGUGCCACCAUGGUCCAGCUCUGUGAAGCCCUCGGCCGUUCUGUCCAGGUGGUGAACUUAGACCCCGCGGCAGAGCAUUUCAACUAUGAUGUGAUGGCUGACAUCCGGGAACUGAUCAAUGUGGAUGAUGUGAUGGAGGAAGGCUCCCUGCGCUUCGGUCCCAAUGGAGGACUGGUUUUUUGCAUGGAGAACUUUGCCAAUAACUUUGAGUGGCUGGAGAACUGCCUUGGCCAUGUCGAGGAUGACUACAUCCUUUUUGACUGUCCAGCUUGUGUUCUUGUCGGUCAGAUCGAGUUGUACACACACCUGCCCGUGAUGAAACAGCUGGUUCAGCAGCUGGAACAGUGGGAGUUCCGAGUCUGUGGAGUGUUUCUUGUUGAUUCUCAAUUCAUGGUGGAGUCGUUCAAGCUUAUUUCUGGCAUCUUGGCAGCCUUGAGUGCUAUGGUAUCUCUAGAAAUCCCGCAAGUUAACAUCAUGACAAAAAUGGACCUGCUGAGUAAAAGAGCUGAAAAGGAAAUUGAGAAGUUUCUAGAUCCAGACAUGUAUUUGUUAUUAGAUGAUUCUACAAGUAACUUCAGAAGCAAAAAAUUCAAUAAAUUGACUAACGCCAUAUGUGGGCUGGUUUGGGGGCCACACCCGGUGGUGCUCAGUGGCUAUUUCUCCCUUGUGCCUGGUGGACCAUAUGUGGUGCUGGGUGUUCAAACUGAGGUGUGCGGGGUGCAGGCCUGUAGUAGCUCUUCAUCACCUCCCCCCGCACCUCCCUAG